Aspergillus heteromorphus CBS 117.55 is the source of this 648-nucleotide messenger RNA. RefSeq names its product Bromodomain associated domain protein. The coding region runs from base 1 to 648 and encodes 215 amino acids. The transcript has a single exon. Gene Ontology annotation, molecular function: protein heterodimerization activity. The record is from RefSeq and is a predicted model, not a curated record. Lineage: Eukaryota; Fungi; Ascomycota; Eurotiomycetes; Eurotiales; Aspergillaceae.
AUGUCCGGCUCAAAUCUACACAACGCUCUCCUCCGCCCGCCAAUCAUCCAGAUCCUGCGCGCAGCCGGCUUCCAUGCCACACGACCCUCCGUUCUAGACACCCUCGCGGACCUCACCGCUCGAUACAUCAUGAUCCUCGCCUCGUCCGCAACCUCCCAUGCGGCGAACGCCCAUCCGAAUGACCCCGUCCCGGCCCUCGAAGAUAUCUACCAAGCCAUGCAAGAUGCAGGCGCACUGCGACCACAACUGCGAGACUGGGAGGAGGACUGGGAGGGAGAAGAAGACGUGCGAGGACUGGAGGGAUUCCUGUCGUGGUUCACCGGCCCGGCAAAUCGAGAGAUCCGACGAAUCGCCGGGUUUGUGCCCAGCGAAGGCGACAUGGUUGACGCGGACGCUCUGGAGAAGGAGGAUUUCCUGACGGCCCUCAAGAAGAAACACAGCAAAACCGGCGAGGAGUCGAGGUAUAUGGGAACCGCGCUGGGGAAGACGGCGGACGAAAACCCCAUCGUCAUCGAGGGCGGCGCGCCCAGUCUUCACGAUUGGGGCUCUCAAAUGCGGUCGCGAGCGCCGUAUAUGGCGGAUAGCGAUUCAUCCGGGGUCAGCAGUGCGCCGAGCAACCUGUCUGAUGGCGAAGGGAUGGAUGUAUGA